Molecule: messenger RNA, 1246 nt
Organism: Osmia lignaria (orchard mason bee)
Lineage: Eukaryota; Metazoa; Arthropoda; Insecta; Hymenoptera; Megachilidae
Source: RefSeq, a predicted model, not a curated record
GAACGUCGAUCUUCGACGUGUUACGUUAUUAAUUAUGGUUUAACUAGCGAACCGUUUACCAGUGUUCAUUGUGUUUCUAUCAUGGUGCAGUUUAUCAAACGAGAACCUUUGAUUGGUUCUUCUUCUCACGUGAUCCACCCCUUGCUAUCCGGUGAGCGUUUGUAAUUGGUCGAUGCCGAUGUAUCAGAUGAUAAAGUUCGUUCUGAAGUUAGCUCUUAUCGCAGCACCUUCAGGUUGGUAACGAUUGUUAAAUAUCGGGGACAUUUUGGACACGAUGGAACGAAACUUACUAGGACGAUAAAGAGAUACUGUACUGAAAGACGUAAGACUGAGUUGAAUAAAUUAAAGAAACAAUUAAGAUUUUAAGAUAAGGUAAUAUAUAAGAAAGUAAGGUUAAGCGUCUAAGAAUGUCGGCAGAAGAACAACCAGACUUGCGUCUCGGACCGGAUCCUAAUGUCACUUAUCCGAUUCAAGUACAAUAUUGUGGAAAUUGUUCUCUUCCUAUCGAGUACUGUGAAUAUUAUCCAGAAUAUGAAAAAUGUAAGCAAUGGCUAGAAAGAAAUUUACCAACAGAAUUUGAGAAAGUUAAAUUGGAAGUGGAAGAUAAUACCACGGAGGCAGGUGGAGGCGAAGAUGAAAAGAAACGACAGAAACGUGGUGGUAAAGGUAUGCUCAAAACAAAGAAAAAGGAAGACGUUCCAAAAUUAGUAACUGUAUCUAGAGCACCUAGAGGAAAAAAGAAAUCGGUCACAGUUGUAACUGGUCUUAGUACUUUUGAUAUAGAUUUAAAAGUAGCUGCCAAAUUUUUUGGUUAUUACUUUGCAUGUGGCUCAAGCGUAACAGGGGAUGAUGAGAUAGUUAUACAAGGAGAUGUAAAAGAUGACUUGUUUGAAGUGAUUCCAGAUAAGUGGCCACAGAUCGACGAAGAUUCUAUAGAUGAUCUUGGAGAUCAGAAAAGAUAAUGGGCCAAUUUUACCUGCUAUAUUUAAUAUUAUACUAUUUCUAUUUCCGUUUAUUACAAAUAAAAUGUACAUAACAUAUAAUAUGUACAUAUCAUAUAAAUUGUUUUAAGAAGUGUAAAGUUACAGUGCAAGAACAUGUUACCCAUCUUUAUCAUCCAACUGAUCGUCACCUAAAUAAGUUGCCACUACCUGAAGCAGGGACAUUACUUCUUCUUCUGUCAAACGAUCUUCGCUGUCCUCCACAAUCUACAAAAGCACAAUAUACAUUCAAUUAUACCGUGUAA